GCGGCCGCGGCCCCUUUAAGGAGCCGCUCUGCGGUAACCCGAGCCCGCAGUCCGGGCGGGCGCGGCGGCCGUGGCGGCAGCUCGAGCCUCCGCGACUGCACCUCCAAGCGGCCCAGAGCCCGCGGCUUCCCUGGCUCCCGUGAGCAUCUCGCGGCGCGGCUCUGGCCGGCGCCAGCCCUCAGGCCAGGCCAAAUAACCAGGCGCUUGUAACUACCCACCGCCCUCUCCUGGCCCGGCGCAGCCGCCCGCGCGCGAGUCGCCCCGGGACCCAGCACAGGCUGGAGAAACAUGGACGCCAACAGGAAGCUGGUGGUCAGCACUGUGUGCGCCAGCUUUGUCACCUUUCAGCUUCUUUUCCACUAUGUAAGUUACUGGUUUUCAGCAAAAGUAUCUCCAGGGUUUAACAGUCUCAGCUUCGAAAAGAAGAUUGAAUGGAACUCAAGGGUAGUAUCUACAUGCCAUUCUUUGUUGGUUGGGAUUUUUGGCCUGUACAUUUUCUUAUUUGAUGAGGCUACUAUAGCUGAUCCACUUUGGGGUGAUCCGUCACUUGUGAACGUGAAUAUUGCUAUUGCUUCAGGCUACCUCAUUUCUGAUUUGUUGAUUCUCAUUUGGCAUUGGAAAGUGAUUGGUGACAAAUUUUUUAUAAUUCACCAUUGUGCAGCGCUGUACGCAUACUACUUUGUACUGAAAGAUGGAGUGCUGGCAUACAUUGGGAAUUUUCGCCUGCUUGCAGAGCUUUCCAGCCCUUUUGUGAAUCAGCGAUGGUUCUUUGAAGCUCUGAAAUAUCCUAAGUUUUCCAAAGCUAAUGUCAUCAAUGGAAUACUCAUGACAGUGGUGUUCUUCAUCGUGCGGAUUGUCUCAAUACCUCCUUUGUAUUGCUUCAUAUAUUCCGUGUAUGGAACAGAACCCUACAGAAGGCUUGGAUUAUUAAUCCAAUGUUCCUGGAUCUCGUCCUGUGUUGUUUUGGAUGUGAUGAAUGUCAUGUGGAUGAUCAAAAUUUCAAAAGGGUGCAUCAAAGUCAUCUCUCUCAUCAGACAAGAGAAAGCCAAAAAUAGUCUUCAGAAUGGAAAACUUGACUAACGGUUGCGCUAUUGAUAAGCAAACUUCAUUACUACCCAUCAUUUUAUCUACUGAUAGGAUGAAUUCUUGGCAUGUUUUUGUGCUUCUUUAUUAAUUAUAACUGUUAUUCAGG
Propithecus coquereli (Coquerel's sifaka) is the source of this 1192-nucleotide messenger RNA. RefSeq names its product transmembrane protein 56. NCBI's taxonomy places the organism in Eukaryota, Metazoa, Chordata, Mammalia, Primates, Indriidae. Gene Ontology annotation, cellular component: membrane; endoplasmic reticulum. Bases 289 to 1080 code for a protein of 263 amino acids. The transcript is spliced from 7 exons. Gene Ontology annotation, biological process: lipid homeostasis. The record is from RefSeq and is a predicted model, not a curated record.